Messenger RNA from Cadophora gregata, 1721 nucleotides. RefSeq lists its product as uncharacterized. The record is from RefSeq and is a predicted model, not a curated record. Lineage: Eukaryota; Fungi; Ascomycota; Leotiomycetes; Helotiales; Ploettnerulaceae. Gene Ontology annotation, cellular component: proteasome regulatory particle. The transcript has 3 exons. Bases 218 to 1675 code for a protein of 485 amino acids. Gene Ontology annotation, biological process: proteasome-mediated ubiquitin-dependent protein catabolic process.
UAUUCACCUGCAGGACAAUCGACCCCAGAAAAGCAAGGCCCCAGCCUCGCCUCGCGUACGCUAGGUGCCUGGCGCUGAAUCUCAAGAGGCUCGCGAGCUUGAGCUUUGGAACCAAACAGAUCAAUAACUCAUCCAUCCACCGAAAUAGACUACCACCUCCCUGAAGAGCAGUCUACAGUCACUUCACCCCUCCGAAACCUCAAUUUCUCCUGUCAAGAUGGGUUCUGAUCCUCAAUACGCGAAGUAUCCACUUCUACCCAUUGCCCAGCACAUCUUCACUCUUACCAAUCCCUCUGCGCCAAAACCAGUCCAGCAAACGUCGUUGAAGUCUCUCCAAGACGCGAUCUCUGAGCAUAAGAUGGCACCUCUGUAUCGGUACUUAGCACACCCAACGGAAGGUAUCCUCAACGAGAGUGGUGUCAGCUCGUCGAAGUCAACAAAGCCCUUGGGACGAAAGCCAAGCGCGGCUGGUAUGGUGGCAAGCAAGCAUUCAAUACCCAAGGUCGAUCUGCCAUGGGAUGAUUCAUUGUACGAAAAGUUAAAGAAGGAAAACGACGAGGAGCUGGAGGGCUUCAAGAAGGAAGAAGAGGAGGCUGCGGAGAAGGCUGGCGAGACUGAGGUUCAGGCUGCGAGAGGAAAGCGUGCAGAAUUCUGGGCACGAGUUGGAGACAAGGAUCGUGCAAUCGCAGCGUAUGAAGAGGUAUUCGAGAAAACCGGUGUCUUGGGAACAAAAAUUGAUAUUGUACUUGCUAUAAUCAGGAUGGGUCUAUUUUACGGGGACAAGUUACUGGUCAAGAAGCACGUUGAUAGAGCAAAGACAUUGGUUGAGAGUGGUGGAGAUUGGGACCGAAGGAAUCGAUUGAAGGCAUACCAAGGUCUUUACCUCCUCACAGUCCGGUCAUACGCUUUGGCCGCUCCCCUCCUCCUCGACAGUCUCUCAACCUUCACCAGCUACGAACUGUGCAGCUACUCGUCACUUGUCGUCUAUUCCGUACUCGCUGGGUCCGUCUCGCUAAAGCGCGUUGACUUCAAGUCAAAGGUUGUAGAUGCGCCAGAGAUCAAGGCAAUUCUUGGGGAUGGCGAGGAUAAGCUUCUGGCUCUGUCGGGAGCACUCUCAGCUGGCCCUGGUGCUGAUGAAGAAAUGAAGGAUGUCUCAUCUGCAACUCCUGCCAAAACAGCUGUAAACCUCACAACGCUGGGAAGCGAUCAACCCGAGGCUGAACUUGCUGUCGAUUUCUCGCCACUUGCUCAACUCGUUGGUAGCUUGUACACCGGAAGCUAUCGAUCAUUCUUUGGAGCUCUGGCUGCUGUUGAAGUCAGCUUUCUGACCCAGGAUCGCUAUCUUUACGAGCAUCGUGGCUGGUUCGUCAGAGAGAUGCGUCUCCGCGCUUACCAGCAAUUGCUGCAAAGUUACCGUGUCGUUGGUCUUGAAAGUAUGGCCAACGAUUUCGGUGUCUCUGUUGAUUUCCUGGACCGGGAUUUGGCCAAGUUCAUUGCCGCGGAGCGCAUCCCAUGUACUAUUGACCGUGUAACCGGAAAGGGUAUCAUUGAGACCAACAGACCUGACGAUAAGAACAAGCAGUAUACCGACGUUGUGAAACAGGGUGAUCAGCUCAUCACCAAGCUUCAGAAGUACGGGCAAGCCGUAAGACUGAGAGGUAGCGAGCGAGCAUAGAUGGUUUAUCGAUACUGAGCAGCGACAGCAUGCAUACUCCGCGUUU